This is a messenger RNA of Rotaria sp. Silwood2, 324 nucleotides long. The record is from the annotation of a GenBank genome assembly. NCBI's taxonomy places the organism in Eukaryota, Metazoa, Rotifera, Eurotatoria, Philodinida, Philodinidae.
AUGAAUUAUUUACUAUUUGUUUCGUGCCUGUUUGCUCUUUGUUUGGCUGCUACUUAUGGUCAAUUCUUUUCAACUGUCAAAACAACUGGUCGAACAACAGGUCGAACAACUAGUCGUCCAAGUGGUACAACUCCAAGUAGUGUAUUAUCAUGUGUUUGUUCAUGUUGCUCUGGUCUUCGUUGUAAACCAAUUUUUCUUCAAUCAUUUGUUGAUACAACCUGCGUAGCUAAAGCAUGUAAAGACAAAUGUAAAGUAUUCGAACCAAAACAUUGUGAUCACACAAUUAUGGGUACCAACGAUGCUUAUUGUACUGUUUUACCUUAA